This is a messenger RNA of Cucumis melo (muskmelon), 1043 nucleotides long. RefSeq names its product photosystem I reaction center subunit V, chloroplastic. Gene Ontology annotation, biological process: photosynthesis. Bases 313 to 786 code for a protein of 157 amino acids. Gene Ontology annotation, cellular component: photosystem I; chloroplast thylakoid membrane. NCBI's taxonomy places the organism in Eukaryota, Viridiplantae, Streptophyta, Magnoliopsida, Cucurbitales, Cucurbitaceae. The transcript has a single exon. The record is from RefSeq and is a predicted model, not a curated record.
UAGUAUUCAACUAAGUUAUAGUUAUAGGUUCUCGUACAAAAUUACAAUAUAUUACAUAUGUAUAUAUAAUAUAUAUUACAUUCAUAUUAUUAUCCAUGAAAAGAAAAACAAUAGAAAAAGAAUUUGGACGGAAGAAUCUCUAAUCUAGAAGUAGCCAAUCAAAUUCAUCCACCGCACCUCCCAAAAUCUCCCUUCCUUCAAUUCUCAUCCUCACAAUCUAUAUCUCUCUUCUCGACCAAAUUAUAUGAUCCUCUCGUAUCCUCCCCUCAAUUAUCCACUCCAAAUCUCCCACACAACAAUUUCACACCUCCAAUGGCCGCCGCCUCCUCCUCCGCCGUCUUCGUCGCCCCAACCUUCUCGGCUACCGCCACGAGGCAGCAGCCCAGCCCCACCACCAUAUCGUUCCAAGGCCUCCGUGCGCUCCCCAGCGUGAAAUCGAGCCGGUCGAUUGUUGCGACAAAGACCCGGAGAUCGAUGACGGUGAAGGCGGAACUGAAUCCAUCUCUAGUGAUAAGCCUAAGCACAGGGCUGUCCUUGUUCUUAGGGAGGUUUGUGUUCUUCAAUUUCCAAAGGGAGAAUGUGAGCAAGCAAGUGCCAGAGCAAAAUGGGUUAACCCAUUUUGAGGCUGGUGAUGUUAGGGCUAAAGAAUAUGUUAGCCUCUUGAAAUCUAAUGAUCCUGUUGGGUUUAAUAUUGUCGAUGUUCUUGCUUGGGGUUCAAUUGGUCAUAUUGUUGCUUAUUAUAUCUUGGCUACUUCUAGCAAUGGAUAUGAUCCUAAGUUCUUCUAGUUGUUGUUGUUAUUACUGUGGCUUUGUAUAGCUAAAUCCAUCAUUUAUUGCUUUUGAAAAACUUUGUUUUUGUAUCUUUCUCUAAUGGGGUUUUUGUGGAAUGAUAUUGGGAAAAUGGGAAGAUGGGGUUGUGAGUUAUGUUGUCUACUGAUUAUUAUUGCAAAUGUAACUUUUUUGUUUUGGAUGAUGAACUCACAAUAUGCCUGUAGAAUUGUUACAUGGAUGUAUUAAUUAAUUACAUGAACUCUUUACAAUAA